Messenger RNA from Calidris pugnax (ruff), 711 nucleotides. RefSeq names its product keratin-associated protein 4-3-like. NCBI's taxonomy places the organism in Eukaryota, Metazoa, Chordata, Aves, Charadriiformes, Scolopacidae. The record is from RefSeq and is a predicted model, not a curated record. The transcript is spliced from 2 exons. The coding region runs from base 1 to 711 and encodes 236 amino acids.
AUGGAGACACACAUGGUUGAGAUGUGCAUGGGUGGGAUGUGCAUGGAUGGGACGUGCAUGGAUGGGACAUACAUGGAUGGGACAUACAUGGCUGGGAUGUGCAUGGAUGGGACAUACAUGGCUGGAAUGUGCAUGGAUGGGAUGUGCAUGGAUGGGACAUACGUGGAUGGGAUAUGCGUGGAUGGGAUGUGCAUGGCUGGGACAUGCAAGCUCGAGACAUGCAAGAUGGAGACACAUAUGGUUGAGAUGUGCAUGGAUGGGACAUACAUGGCUGGAAUGUGCAUGGAUGGGAUGUGCAUGGAUGGGACAUGCAAGCUCGAGACAUGCAAGAUGGAGACACAUAUGGUUGAGAUGUGCAUGGAUGGGACAUACAUGGCUGGAAUGUGCAUGGAUGGGAUGUGCAUGGAUGGGACAUGCAAGCUCGAGACAUGCAAGAUGGAGACAUGCACAGCUGAGAUGUGGAAGCUCAAGACCUGCGUGGCUGGGACGUACAAGCUUGAGACACGGAUGUCUGAGAUGAUCAUGGCUGGGACAUGCAGGAUGGAGCCCUGCCCGCAGCUGGAGCGCUGCACGCCCCGGGGGUGCACACCUGAGACACGCCUGCCCGAGCCGUGCACGCCGGUGCCCGACACGUGUGCUCCAGCACCCAUGGGAGCAUUGGGAGAAGCUGGUGAUGCUGGUGGUGCUCCUGCUGCCGGGGUGCCCGUGUGA